GCAGUAGCAGCACCGCCUCCUAAAGGCGCAAUAUCUCAGCAAACAGCUGACCGUUCCAUUACUGCUGUGUGCUAUCUGUGCGGUGCUGUGUGUUUAUUAGAGGUGUGUGAUCGUCCUGAUUCUCCGUCAUGUUGUGGAUGGGACUUUAAGCGGCUGUCUGAACGUCUGAAGCGGACAAAGUGAGAUGCAUCCCCGGAGCGUUCAACCUGCUCCAUCGCGCACACAAAGCCUGUGAAGCAGGCCCGUUUUUUUUCCUCCCGCUGAGCCGCACAGCUGAUGAUGCUCAAACAUGUCGGGGAAUCAUUUCAAAGGCCACGAAGUCAGCUGCUGCAUCAAGUACUUCAUUUUUGGAUUCAACAUCCUGUUCUGGCUGCUGGGCAUGGCCUUAGUUGGAAUUGGACUGUGGGCAUGGAGUGAAAAGGGGGUUCUGUCCAACAUCUCGUCCAUCACAGAUCUGGGAGGUCUGGACCCUGUCUGGCUCUUCAUGGUGGUUGGAGGGGUCAUGUUCAUACUGGGCUUUGCCGGAUGCAUCGGAGCAUUGCGGGAAAACACUUUUCUGCUUAAGUUUUUCUCUGUGUUCCUGGGCAUCAUCUUCUUCUUGGAGUUGACAACGGGGGUCCUGGCGUUUGUCUUUAAGGAUUGGAUUAAAGAUCAGUUGAACCUGUUCAUCAACAAUAACAUCCGGGCGUAUCGGGACGACAUCGAUCUGCAGAACCUCAUCGAUUUCACUCAGGAAUACUGGGACUGCUGUGGUGCGUUUGGAGCAGAUGAUUGGAACCUCAACAUCUACUUUAACUGUACUGAUGCGAACCCCAGUCGAGAAAAGUGUGGUGUCCCCUUCUCCUGCUGCACCAAGGACCCAGCGGAGGACGUGAUAAACACUCAGUGUGGAUAUGACAUUAGAGCUAAACCAGACUCUGAACAGAAGGACUACAUCAAUGUAAAAGGCUGUGUGCCACAGUUUGAGAAGUGGCUGCAGGACAACCUCACCUUGGUGGCUGGAAUAUUCAUCGGAGUUGCACUACUGCAGAUCUUUGGGAUUUGUUUGGCCCAAAACUUAGUGAGUGACAUCGAAGCCGUGCGGGCGAGCUGGGUGCCCCCCCCUCUCUUCAUUCGUCGACUCCCACCUCACUCCAGCAAGAAAGCAUCGGCUUACUACUCAUGAGACACACACACACACAUGCUGUAUGUGUGUUUGUAGCCGGUGGGUGUGAUGGAUCCAUU
Messenger RNA from Scomber japonicus (chub mackerel), 1224 nucleotides. It is a transcript of the gene tspan5a, whose product is annotated as tetraspanin 5a. The transcript has 9 exons. The record is from RefSeq and is a predicted model, not a curated record. Gene Ontology annotation, cellular component: membrane. NCBI's taxonomy places the organism in Eukaryota, Metazoa, Chordata, Actinopteri, Scombriformes, Scombridae. The coding region runs from base 290 to 1165 and encodes 291 amino acids. Gene Ontology annotation, biological process: regulation of vascular endothelial growth factor signaling pathway; protein maturation; protein localization to plasma membrane.